Molecule: messenger RNA, 615 nt
Organism: Rhinocladiella mackenziei CBS 650.93
Lineage: Eukaryota; Fungi; Ascomycota; Eurotiomycetes; Chaetothyriales; Herpotrichiellaceae
Exons: 3
Coding region: 1-615 (204 amino acids)
Source: RefSeq, a predicted model, not a curated record
AUGCUGUUCGCCUGGGCAGACGAUGUCAUCAUUCAGAAGAAGAUCACAACACUAAAUACGACGGAUCAGAUUAAGGCCUUCUUCUCCUCUCAAAAGAAUGUUAUAUUUGUCGACCAGAUGAACGCUUUCAAGAUUGAUAGCAUUCAUGGACCAGAGAUACGAAAUCUACAUGACUGGUGGUGGGAACGACAUAAAGGCCUCGCGACGGAAGAUUACCGUCGAGAGAGGUUUGAGGAUAUUACCGGCCGCAUCCCAUUGCUCUUAGACAAGUGCGUGGUGAGAGGGAAUAUUGAUUUGGAUGUGCCCGAAUUGCGCGACAUCUAUAGCAAAUCUGCGGGUUUUGUGCAGCAAGUCAAAGGUAUCACCAAGAAAAGUGAUCUUAACUGGAAGUAUUGCGACUACGUGACGUCUUGCUUCCAGAACCAGGCUGUCCCGCCUAGAUCGGCCGAACAUCUCGAACCGAUCUACCAUCGGUACUUCUAUCACAACGACGAAGAGAUUGGAGGAUACACGUGUGGUUUGGUCCGAAAGACUAUGACAGAUCAGCUCCUUGAGCGGGGUCGUAAUUUCCUCGGAACCGACUUUCUGGCUUCAAUGAGCGACUUUAACCAAUAA